Ectocarpus siliculosus is the source of this 2886-nucleotide messenger RNA. The record is from the annotation of a GenBank genome assembly. Lineage: Eukaryota; Phaeophyceae; Ectocarpales; Ectocarpaceae.
AUGGCCGCGGUUGAGCUCCCCGACUCUCCGCUGUCAUUGGCUUCCGCGGUGACAAGCGGCAGCGGCGGCGGGCGGGAGGUCGUUGGCGGAGGCGUCACCGGUGGCCGUGACAGCGGUGUCGGCGGGUACUGGAGCGUGGACGGGCCCGGCGGGAGGCUGGUGGAGGAGUCUCCGUCCAGGGCGAAGGAGCGCGCUGCUCGGAGAUCGCUGAUGCGCGAGGCCGAUACUCUGGGCAUAGCGUCCGUGUUUUCCGGAGAGGCAACGGCAAGAAGCUUGUCUUCGGGUACCGUUGGAGGCGUUGAUGGCGCCGCAGCUGACGGUAUCGACGGCGGAAGCCUCGGCGGAAUAGCGGCGGCGGCGGCGGCGGCGGCGGCGGCGCACCAUCCUCUCCGACGCAGCUCGCUGCUGUCAGGGGAGCGCGCCGUGUUCAAGCCUGUGGUGAACCGCAUCGGAUCUCUGGAGCUCCAGGUUCUCGCACACCAUGGCGCUGUCGAGAACAACGUGGUCAAGGUGGACCUCCCCGUCAUACAGGCCGCCCUCAACAGCCUUCAGCUCCGACUAGUCGCCACGGUCGUGUCCGAGGUCCUCGCCAGCCCUCUCCCACCGGUAGUGCUCGCCAUGCUCAAGGCCACCGGGAGUAGCACGGGGGCGACGGGGAAUCAAGACUGGGGGAGUGGCCGGCGGAGUUCCGCCGCAGAUGGCGGUGGCGUAGCGGAGGGGAUGGAGGACGAUCCGGUGGCCCCGGGGAGUAGCCACGGCAGGAAUUGGCGGGGCAUGAGAGCGCGGGCGUUCAUGCGCCCGCCUCCCACGGUGGCGAGCUCGUGGGCAACGCAGCGCCAGGCCGACUGGGAAACCUUGGAGGGGAAGAGGUGGGUGAAAGAGAGAAUAGUCCCACGCGCGGCGCGUCUGUUGCCUUUUUUGUGUUUUGCUCUUUCGGCAAUGACACCGGUGUUUGUGCGUACCCGCUGGUGCGCGUUGUGCCAUUUACGGCGCGCGCGUGUGUUGUGUUGCAGGAGUAUGUUGGCGUCGGAGCUCCUGCGGAAGGCCGUGCGUCUCCUCAAGCAGAAGCUGCAACAACGCCCCAACACCCACCUCGCCUUGCACCUGAAACGGCUGAAGCUGGAGCUGUGGCGCGACGAGAGUAACGCCCCGUUCCUCCGGGCGGAAGUGCGGCGGGUAACCGCCGACGUGAUGGUGUACGACGAUUCCUCGGGAAGCGUCGACCUGCAGGUGGGGUCUUUGUGGGCGAGCCAGGUUAGAGGCUGCGGCUACAACCCGGCAGAAGCGGCUGCUGCUACAACGGAGCAACCACCGCCACCGGGACCACCCUCGACGCCCCCGUCGCCGACACAAGCCGGUAGCCAAGGCAAGAAGACACCAGGCCUCGCAGCGGCAGCGGCGCAAGAAGAAGGAGAAGAACGCGGCGCAUCCGACUGGUGGCGCGCCGGGGAAGGGGGCCCCGCGGAUGCGGCAAGAGCGGGCCAGCAGACCCUCAUGGCCCUUGAGGUCGUGAAGCCGCUCAUGCGCCAGGACUUGGAGCGACUGUCGGACCAGGGGAAUCUGCGAGGCUGGUCUCCGCGAGAAAUUACUGUGCACGUGCAAAUACAACUGGGGUCUCCCAUCGGAGAAGUGACCCUGGUUCGUCACUUCGAGGCGGCCGUUUUCCCGCUGGUGCUUCACCUUCGGCGGUCCCUGUUCACCGAUCUAUCCGCCUUUUCUUCGGAGGCCGUGGCGGCUCUCUCGUCUGCCGGGGCCGUAGAUUCGGGGGCGACGCAGCGUGAAGAGCAGAUCAAGGCGUCUUUCCUCACGUCGAGGAAGGCCAAGACGAAGCAGGGUAGGUCCGGGCUGGGGCGAAGCCGCCUCCGACGCUCUUGGAAGGGCAAGAGUUCCUCUGCCACCUCUUCCGUCACCCCCGGGCCUCCUGCUGCCGCGUCGGCGGUUGGCUCUGGCCGUGGCGGCAGGGCUCGGUCGGGGAGCGUCGGUGGGUAUACAGCCACCGUGGAUUCCGCCUCUGAUGUCGGCGAUGCCGGGGUGGACGAUUUACUCGAGAGUGGCCGUGUCUCCCAACACGGGUCUACGGCGGCAGCAGCAGUACCGGGAGCUAAGGAGGAUGCUUCGACCCGGGAUGCCGACGAGGCGGGCGUGAUGGCCAAGCCCAUGGCUGUCAAGCACCUUCGACUCGGGGAGGUGAACGUCUUCCUGACUUACAUGGGGGACCGCUACCUAGAGCUAGAGGAUGUGGACAACGUGCACCUCAAGCUUCACCCCCUCGUCUACACGAAUAAGACGUGGACCCCUAGGAAGCUUCUCUUCAGGAUGCGGAGGGACGUCAUACUCGAUGUGCUCUCUCAGGUGAGCCGCAACUUUAACAACCUGGGGAACUUCCUCAACACCAGGGUCCUCAAGUCGGGGGCCGCCACAAACACCUCGUCCUCGACCCUGAUGGGCACGUCGGCUGCCUGCCGCCGCCCCUCGAGCGGCGGCGGUGCCGGUGCUGGCAUUAGUGGCCUGGGCAAGAGCAACAAGCAAGCCUCUCCCUCGGCCGCCGCGGGAGGGAAGACGAGCGGCACCGGCACCGUGUACUUGCCCGAUCUCUUGUCGGAGACGUCCGGCGGCGGUGCCUCUCGGUCAAUGUCUCUAUCCCCGCGCCCGGGACGGUCGCUGUCGCUCAAGGGACGGAAGCUUCUCGGGAGAAACCCAUCCGCGACGCCACGAAGGGCGACCGCACGUGCAGAGGCGGGGCGAGCGGGAGCGGCGGCGGCGGGGGUGGUGGAGGGGGUGGGGGCAACCCCUCCGGCGGAAUGUCUUCGCGUCUGCCAUCGAGGAUCAAGAGGCUGGCGUUCUCGGGGAAGAAGGGGGCCGGCGAUGGGGGCGGCGGGGGGGUAG